Molecule: messenger RNA, 6485 nt
Organism: Physeter macrocephalus (sperm whale)
Lineage: Eukaryota; Metazoa; Chordata; Mammalia; Artiodactyla; Physeteridae
Gene: CREBBP
Product: CREB binding protein
Exons: 23
Coding region: 1-4212 (1403 amino acids)
Biological process (GO): positive regulation of transcription by RNA polymerase II
Cellular component (GO): histone acetyltransferase complex; transcription regulator complex
Molecular function (GO): chromatin DNA binding; transcription coactivator activity; histone acetyltransferase activity
Source: RefSeq, a predicted model, not a curated record
AUGGAUGGUAGGGCUGAGCCCCGCCAGGAGGGCCGGCUGCGGGCCCGGCCAACGCUAGGUGGCGCCCGAGGGCCGGAUCUGCCCUGCUCCCUGAAGUCCUGGGGGCGCUGGGGAUCCUGGGGGUCCCGCUGCGCUGCUGGGCAGCGGAGCUUCGCCCCUUGUGCUGCCCGGUUCCUCGCCUCUUUCGAAGCACUAUCGGGAGAAUUACGUGCAAGAACUUCUCAAGACCUAGACCUUGCCCGACCCCUAGAGAAGAUGGACUAUUUUGGAUCAUUGUUUGACUUGGAAAAUGAUCUUCCCGAUGAGCUGAUCCCCAAUGGAGGAGAAUUAGGCCUUUUAAACAGUGGGAACCUUGUUCCAGAUGCUGCUUCCAAACAUAAACAACUGUCAGAGCUUCUGCGAGGAGGCAGCAGCUCUAGUAUCAACCCAGGAAUAGGAAAUGUGAGCGCCAGCAGCCCCGUGCAACAAGGCCUUGGAGGCCAGGCCCAGGGGCAGCCGAACAGUGCGAACAUGGCCAGUCUGGGUGCCAUGGGCAAGAGCCCUCUGAACCAGGGAGAUUCUUCAGCCCCUAGCCUGCCCAAACAGGCAGCCAGCACCUCUGGGCCCACUCCCCCUGCUUCCCAAGCACUGAAUCCUCAAGCACAAAAGCAAGUGGGGCUGGUGACCAGCAGCCCUGCCACGUCACAGACAGGACCUGGGAUCUGCAUGAAUGCUAAUUUUAACCAGACCCACCCAGGCCUCCUCAAUAGUAACUCUGGCCAUAGUUUAAUGAACCCGGCCCAGCAAGGGCAGGCGCAAGUCAUGAAUGGAUCUCUUGGGGCUGCUGGCAGAGGAAGGGGAGCUGGAAUGCCAUAUGCUACUCCGGCCAUGCAGGGGGCCGGGAGCAGCGUGCUGGCUGAGACAUUAACUCAAGUUUCACCGCAAAUGGCUGGUCAUGCAGGGCUGAACACAGCGCAAGCCGGAGGCAUGAGCAAGAUGGGAAUGACUGGUAACACAAGUCCAUUUGGACAACCCUUUAGUCAAACUGGAGGGCAGCAGAUGGGAGCCCCUGGAGUGAACCCUCAGCUGCCCAGCAAGCAGAGCAUGGUCAAUAGCUUGCCUCCCUUUGCUGCAGACAUCAAGAAUGCUUCAGUCACCAACGUGCCAAACAUGUCUCAGAUGCAAACAUCAGUGGGAAUUGGACCCACACAGGCAAUUGCAACGGGCCCUACUGCAGAUCCUGAAAAACGCAAACUGAUACAGCAGCAGCUGGUUCUACUGCUUCACGCUCAUAAAUGUCAGAGGCGAGAACAAGCAAAUGGAGAGGUUCGGGCCUGCUCUCUCCCACAUUGUCGAACCAUGAAAAAUGUUUUGAAUCACAUGACGCAUUGUCAGGCUGGGAAAGCCUGUCAAGUUGCCCAUUGUGCAUCUUCACGACAAAUCAUCUCUCAUUGGAAGAACUGCACACGACAUGACUGUCCUGUUUGCCUCCCUUUGAAAAAUGCCAGUGACAAGCGAAACCAACAAACCAUCCUGGGGUCUCCAGCUAGUGGAAUUCAAAACACAAUUGGUUCUGUUGGCACAGGCCAACAGAGUGCCACUUCUUUAAGUAACCCAAAUCCCAUAGACCCCAGCUCCAUGCAACGAGCGUAUGCUGCUCUUGGACUCCCCUACCUGAACCAGCCCCAGACGCAGCUGCAGCCUCAGGUUCCUGGCCAGCAACCAGCACAGCCUCAAACUCACCAGCAGAUGAGGACUCUCAACCCCCUGGGAAAUAACCCAAUGAACAUUCCAGCAGGAGGAAUAACAACAGAUCAGCAGCCACCAAACUUGAUUUCAGAAUCAGCUCUUCCAACUUCCCUUGGGGCCGCGAACCCACUGAUCAGUGACGGCUCAAACUCUGGAAACAUUGGAACCCUCAGCACUAUACCCACAGCAGCACCUCCUUCCAGCACUGGCGUUCGGAAAGGCUGGCACGAACAUGUCACUCAGGACCUGCGGAGCCAUCUAGUGCAUAAACUUGUCCAAGCCAUCUUCCCAACACCUGACCCUGCAGCCCUGAAGGAUCGCCGCAUGGAGAACCUGGUGGCCUACGCUAAGAAAGUGGAAGGGGACAUGUAUGAGUCUGCCAACAGCCGGGAUGAGUACUAUCACUUACUAGCAGAGAAAAUCUACAAGAUACAAAAAGAACUAGAAGAAAAACGGAGAUCGCGUUUACAUAAACAAGGCAUCUUGGGUAACCAGCCAGCCUUACCAGCCCCUGGGACACAGCCUCCUGGGAUACCACAGGCACAGCCUGUGAGACCUCCAAAUGGGCCCAUGCCUCUGCCAGUGAAUCGCAUGCAGGUUUCUCAAGGGAUGAAUUCAUUUAACCCAAUAUCCUUGGGGAAUGUACAGUUGCCACAAGCUCCCAUGGGACCUCGCGCAUCAUCCCCCAUGAACCACUCUGUCCCGAUGAACAGCAUGGGCUCCGUUCCAGGGAUGGCCAUUUCUCCUUCCCGAAUGCCUCAGCCUCCGAACCUGAUGGGUACACACACCAACAACAUGAUGGCCCAGGCACCUACCCAGAACCAGUUCCUGCCACAGAACCAGUUCCCAUCCUCCAGCGGGGCGCUGAACGUGAACAGCGUGGGCAUGGGGCAGCCAGCGGCCCAGGCCAGUGUGUCACAGGGACAGGUGCCUGGUGCUGCUCUUCCUAACCCUCUGAACAUGCUUGGGCCCCAGGCCAGCCAGCUGCCUUGCCCACCAGUGACACAGUCACCGUUACACCAGACUACACCUCCUGCUUCCACGGCCGCAGGCAUGCCAUCUCUUCAGCAUCCGGCGGCACCUGGGAUGACUCCUCCCCAGCCAGCAGCUCCCACCCAGCCAUCAACUCCUGUGUCGUCUUCCGGGCAGACUCCCACCCCGACUCCCGGCUCAGUGCCCAGUGCCAGCCAAACCCAGAGCACCCCUACAGUCCAGGCGGCAGCCCAGGCCCAGGUGACCCCACAGCCUCAGACCCCAGUCCAGCCUCCGUCCGUGGCCACCCCUCAGUCGUCACAGCAGCAGCCGACACCUGUACACACCCAGCCUCCUGGCACACCGCUUUCCCAGGCAGCAGCCAGCAUUGAUAACAGGGUCCCCACUCCAUCCUCAGUGGCCAGCGCCGAAACCAACUCCCAGCAGCCAGGACCCGAUGUACCAAUGCUGGAAAUGAAGGCUGAGGUCAAGACCGAGGACACCGAGCCUGAUGUCAGUGAACCCAAGGCAGAGCCUGGGGCUGCGAUGAUGGAGGAGGACUUACAAGGAUCUUCUCAAGUUAAAGAAGAAACAGACACAACAGAGCAGAAGUCGGAACCAAUGGAAGUGGAUGAAAAGAAACCUGAAGUGAAAGUUGAAGCUAAAGAGGAAGAAGAGAGUAGCACCAACGGGACAGCCUCUCAGUCCACUUCUCCUUCUCAGCCUCGCAAAAAAAUCUUUAAGCCGGAGGAGUUGCGCCAGGCUCUCAUGCCAACCCUAGAAGCGCUGUAUCGACAGGAUCCAGAGUCCCUACCUUUUCGACAGCCUGUAGAUCCCCAGCUCCUAGGAAUUCCAGAUUAUUUUGACAUUGUGAAGAAUCCCAUGGACCUUUCCACCAUCAAGCGGAAGCUGGAUACAGGGCAGUACCAGGAACCCUGGCAGUAUGUGGAUGACGUCUGGCUCAUGUUCAACAAUGCCUGGCUCUACAAUCGGAAGACAUCCCGGGUCUAUAAGUUCUGCAGUAAGCUCGCAGAGGUCUUUGAGCAAGAAAUUGACCCUGUUAUGCAAUCCCUUGGAUAUUGCUGUGGACGCAAGUAUGAGUUUUCCCCACAGACUUUGUGCUGCUACGGGAAGCAGCUGUGUACAAUUCCUCGCGAUGCUGCCUACUACAGCUAUCAGAAUAGGUAUCAUUUCUGUGAGAAGUGUUUCACAGAGAUCCAGGGGGAGAAUGUUACCCUGGGUGACGACCCUUCACAACCCCAGACGACAAUUUCAAAGGAUCAGUUUGAAAAGAAGAAAAAUGAUACCUUAGAUCCUGAACCUUUCGUUGAUUGCAAGGAGUGUGGCCGGAAGAUGCAUCAGAUUUGUGUUCUCCACUACGAUAUCAUUUGGCCUUCAGGCUUUGUGUGCGACAACUGCUUGAAGAAAACGGGCAGAACUCGUAAAGAAAACAAAUUCAGUGCUAAGAGUAAGUUGUGGAAGGGUUUUUGUAUUUUUUUGUCUUACCCUUGAAGAGAAUCAUUUGCCUUGAUCUUUAUAUGAAAGCUUUAUGAUCAGUCUAUGUUUUAGAUGAAAGUUUAGAAACUUUCAUCUAAAACACAUAUAGUAAACUUUGUGAAUUCUGAGAGAGAAAAUUUGUCAGCAGAUCCUUCUCAAGUAGCUUAGAAAUAACACACACACGUCCUGGGCAUGCUCAGCGCUGGGCACCUGCGGGGACGGCUGUUUGCCCAUCAUUAGGUGUGGGCCCCGCUGUUGUGAAGAGUGACCCUCUGGGGCCCUCGGAAUCAGCCAACAUCACCAGGACUGGCAGGAGCCUGGUCUGCACGAGGGUUGAUUGGGUGUGUCGCUGCCGCAUUGGGAGCGGAUGCUGGUGUCUGCGAGGAGCAGAGAGAGCGCUCUGUUGUUAUAGGAGUAACUUUUCGUAGGUAGUCUUCACUUUUUUAGAGAUGACACUUUUCAGAAGUGUACAGUGUGUCGUCUUUGUCAACUCGGCUGCUGCUGCUCUCACUUCUCUCCAGUAGGAUAGGCAACUAGCACACCGCUUAGGGCUCCCCAACAAGAGCCGGGCCACCUGAGGAGCUGGAGUAGAAGAGAGAUGGCAUGGAGGGAGAGGUCCGUGGGCAGGAGGGAAGGGUGGCAGGCAAGGAAGAAGCCCCUCUGAAGCCUUCCAAGUCAGCGUUAAUUCACGUUCAAACUGUGUCAUUACCAAAAUCCACAGUUAUCCUAUCACUUAAACUCACUCUUAUAAAAUCUUUUGAAAUAUUGAUGAAUUCACCAGCUAUUAUAAUAUUUCUCUUUAGAUCACGGUUUCUAUACUGACAUUUGGGCCAGAAAUGUCUUUGUUAUGGGGGCUGUCUUGUGCUUAAUUAGAAUUUUAGCAGCAGGCUGCUGCCCACUAAAUGCUGGAAACACUCCUCGCCCCACCCCCCCAUGAAUGGUGGCCGUCAGAAAUGUCUUCAUACAUUACCAGAUGUCCUGGGUUGGGGGCGUGCAGGUGAGAACCCCUACUUUAAAGGAUCCAUUCUGAGUGAUGUCACUAAAGCAGUCAGCUACUUAGAAUCAAUCUCCUAGGCCAGAGCUUUGGUGACCAAAACAGAAAUUGCCAGGAGAGCUAGGCUUCAGUAGAAGAGCAUUUGCGGCCAGAAGAGAGAGGGGUAGAGGUUGGGGGCGGGGGGUAGGAGAACCUGAGAGCUGGCCCAGCCCCCACCCUCCCCUAGUGUCCAGAGAAUGGUGGAGAGGGAUAUGUGGACCUUUGGCAAAUGAGCUUCAAAGAUGUAGAACCUUCACUUACAGAAAAGGACCUUAGAGGUGGUGUGUCUCCCCUUGGUUUUUGAUUUGAAUGUAUAUUAGCAUCAUCUCUGUAAGUGUCUGUCGGUCAUAAAAGACAGGUUGCCUCAUUUGCACUGACUUAGUGCAGUGGGCCCUCCGUGUCCAUGCAUGUGGGACCUGUGGGUACAGAGGGCCUUCUGUACUGCAUCCUUGGAUUUUGGUGUCUGAGGGCUUCCUGGAACCAGUCCCCUGUGGGUGUGGAGGGACGACUGCGUUGAAAAUAUCUUCCAGCUGCUGGUCAGAGAGUGAUACUAAACAACUGACUAUCCACCCAAAACCCACCUCCCCAUUAACGCCACAUGCACAACACAACUCGGGUGGCUUAAGGGGCGAAAAGUAACAACUACAAAUGCUUUGGAGGUCAGAGUAAGAGAGUGUUUUUACUGUGUUCAGUUAUGAAAAACCUUCCUAAAAAGGAUAGAGCCCAGAGGUCAGAAAGCAAAAGGCUGAAGGAUUUGAUCACAUAAAGGGAAAUAUAAGGCUCCCAUCAUGCACCAUGGCCAAAAAUAUACAUGGUCGGGUACAAUUUAAAAUGUCCAUUUUUAGACUCAGCAGUUCCACUUUGACGCACGUCUCCUACAAAGAUAUUUGCUCAUGUGUCUAAAGGCAUGUACAGGGCCGUCCGCUGCAGCAUGAUGGGCUGUGGGGAGUGGAAACGGGAACCUAAACCAAAGCACGUGGCCACCCUGUGGGAAGCCCAAGGCACCAUCACAGUGAGGGUGGCCUGGGCCCUGCUGUCUAGUAGGAGGGGCUGCUGCAGAAAUGCCCACCCUCGGUGCCUGAACUUGCUGGUCUGGAGGACACCUCCGCAUGACACCACAGCAUGAGAACAGCCCUUCUUUCCCCAGUACUGAGUCUCUGAGCGCAUGCUGGCUGCUCUCCAGGUUUAAACGGUGCCAUCCCAUGUGUAAAGCCCAUGGCUCUUCUCUCAGGGGACACAGCGGAGCACCUCUCCA